CUAAGCCCAUUUCCCAAACUUCCCACGUUCCAUCCUUUCUUCUAACUAAACCCCCCUUCCGCUCUCGUGAUCUCUCUCCCUCCCCACUUCCGCUCUCAACCGGUGGUGGCGACGACGACAAUGAAGAGAUCUCUCUCCGCCGCCAUCUCCAACGGCGACGACCUCUUCCCCUUCAUUCACCGCUUCUUUGCCCAGUUCAAGCCCGAGGCCCUCCUCCACAACCUUCGCCUCUUCGCCUGAUCCAAGGAGUCCGAGAUCGAGUCCGUCUGCAAAGCUCACUACCAGGACUUCAUUCGCGCAUAAAUUAAAAGGGGAAGAAAAAGAAAGGAAAAGCCAACAACAUAGACUUCAACUCCAAGGCAGAAGAACGAAGACCUAGCAGCAGAGAAGAAAAAGAUUCGAUUCUUUUUCUUCUUUUCCAGUGCAAUUCUGGGGUUUAGGAUUUGUUCUCCUCUAUUCUUUGGCACAAGGUUUGAGGUUUAAAGAUGAGUGACAAUAUAAUGGAGAAAGUUAACGCCUUUGGUGAACGCCUGAAGAAUCAGAUUAGUAGUUCAGAAGUUGGGUGAAAGAUGACAGAAGGUAUGAGCUCCAUGAGUUUUAAGAUGAAAGAGUUUUUUCAAGGGAAAAUGAUGGCAAUAGCUGUGAAGCCUGCGAAGCAAGUGGAAGAUAAGAGAAGAACUAAUACGAAACAAAGAAGGGUUGUGGUGACAGGGAUGGGCGUCAUGACUCCAUUACGCCACGAGCCUGAUGUUUUCUAUAAUAAUCUCCUCAACGGUAUAAGUGGAAUCAGUGAAAUAGAAAAUUUCGACUGUGCCGGCUAUCCAACGAGAAUUGCAGGAAAGAUUAAAUCGUUUUCAACAGAUGGAUGGGUGGUACCAAAACUAUCUAAGAGGAUGGACAAAUUUAUGCUUUACAUGCUUACUGCUGGUAAAAAAGCUCUGGUGAAUGAUGGAAUUACUAAAGAAGUUUUGAAUGAGCUAGACAAGACGAAGUGUGGUGUUUUUAUCGGGUCUGCAAUGGGUGGCAUGAAGGUCUUCAAUGAUGCAAUCGAAUCUUUGAGGGUCUCAUACAAGAAGAUGAUCCCCUUUUGUGUUACCUUUGCAACUACAAAUAUGAGUUCGGCUAUGCUAGCAAUGGAUAUGGGCUGGAUGGGCCCGAACUAUUCAAUUUCAACUGCUUCUGCUACAAGCAACUUCUGUAUCCUGAAUGCAGCUAACCAUAUCAUAAGAGGUGAAGCUGGUUGGGAGGUUUUGUGGCAUGUCGGGCACUUUCACAAAGAAACAAUGAUCCAACCAAAGAUUCACGACCAUGGGAUAGUGAACGUGAUGGAUUUGUUAUGGGAGAAGGUUCAGGUGUACUAUUAUUGGAAGAACUCGAGCAUGCUAAGCAAAGAGGAGCAAACAUAUAUGCUGAAUUUUUGGGAGGAAGUUUCACCUGCGAUGCUUACCAUAUGACAGAGCCACACCCUGAGGGUAAAAAAUAAUCUCUCUUUUACAUUGAAUAUUGAAUAAGUGUUGCUUGGUCUAAUACCCGGUCCUGAUUCAGGUAUCAUAAAUAAACUCUUAUCCUCAUCGAGCCAUUAUUAUUUUUAUUGAUUUCUUCAAUUAUUGAGGGUUUUGAUCUCUGAGUUUUGUCCAAAUUGUGCUUAAAGGGGGGCAUUUGCAAGUAAUUGGAUCCGAAAACAUGAAAUGAAAAGUUAUCGUGAGGAACAUAACAGAUAGCUAUGUUAUUUUUAUCUAGCUCAAUUCAAUUAUUGAUUUUUUGGGUGUAUAUACUCCUGUUCCUUUGACCAAUUAUUGUUUUUUGAUCAAUUUAUGCAAUUAUUGUGGGUUCUGAUAAUUGUUUGAGGAAUAAAAUGGGCAAUUAUGUUCAAUUUCUCUAGCUCAAAGUGAAUCUCAUGUGCUUUUGAGUCAGAUAACUGUUUAGAAUGCAUUAUUUUUCAGUGAGAUUUUGCGGAAGCAAUAAGGGAACUACAUAAUGUAGCUUCCAGGACAUAUCCUCAUGCAUAUUUCGAUUCAAGCAAUGCAAUUUACCAUUAAAGCUAUUCUAUGUUUUAGUAGAAUUUCAGCCAAUAUUCCCGUAAUGCUAAAUUAGAAGGCUCUAAAUGUUAAAUAGGUGAGAAUGAGAAUAAAGUUGUCUUGGAUGCAUUUUUCUUGAGCAAGGCUUUUGCAACUGCUUCAUUUAUGAUAUAUAAUUGACUUUACAUCUUUCAACACUGCCCAACCACCGCUCAAGGGUACCUCCGCUCCCUAACUUCCACCGCUCCCCAACUGAGCAAAAUGGAGCGGUAAUAUUUGGCAAUGAUUUAUAGAAUUGCUU
Asparagus officinalis (garden asparagus) is the source of this 2319-nucleotide messenger RNA. Its product is annotated as 3-oxoacyl-[acyl-carrier-protein] synthase II, chloroplastic-like. The record is from RefSeq and is a predicted model, not a curated record. Lineage: Eukaryota; Viridiplantae; Streptophyta; Magnoliopsida; Asparagales; Asparagaceae. Gene Ontology annotation, molecular function: 3-oxoacyl-[acyl-carrier-protein] synthase activity. The transcript has 9 exons. Gene Ontology annotation, biological process: fatty acid biosynthetic process. Gene Ontology annotation, cellular component: chloroplast stroma. The coding region runs from base 570 to 1454 and encodes 294 amino acids.